UGUUGUGUUGUGAGUGGUGUUGUUACGAAUAACUUUCAAUUGAAAGUUUGCUGCUUGGCCUAUUAUUCGUGGCCGCGAAAAUGUUUACGCAUAAUACUUAAAGUCAACGUGUACACGUUGCAAUUCUGUGUUAAAUAUAAAUGAAAAGGAGCUGUAUUUCAAGGGUAUAAACGUUGUUCCUUCGAGACGAUAUAAUUGUAUUGUUCAUAGAGCGGGAAUCGUUGAAUAUUGCACAAUGGCAGAUUUCGAUGCAAUUUACGAAGAGGAAGAAGAAAAUGAACAAAAUUUAGAAGAACAUUACGUGACUGUGGUACCAGAUCCUAUAGUUAUUCGCGGGGCUGGUAAUAUAACUGUAUUUGGACUUAGCAAUCGUUUUGAAUCAGAAUUUCCAAAUGGCUUGGUCUCACGUGUUGCUCCAGAGGAAUUUAAAGCAACUGUUAUGAGAAUAAACAGUGUGCUGAAGAAAACAUUACCAGUUAAUGUUAAGUGGUUAUUUUGUGGUUGUGUUUGCUGCUGCUGUACAUUAGGAUGUUCUCUUUGGCCUGUUAUUUGUUUGAGUAAAAGGACACAACAUUCAUUAAACAAAUUAUUGGAGUGGGAAAAUAGUAGGCUGUAUCACAAACUUGGAUUACAUUGGAGAUUGGCAAAACAAAGAUGUGAUACUUCGUCCAUGAUGGAAUACGUUCUAUUAAUUGAAUUUAUUCCAAAAAUACCCAUAUAUAAACCUGACUAAAGAAAAGAUCUGG
Molecule: messenger RNA, 746 nt
Organism: Eufriesea mexicana
Lineage: Eukaryota; Metazoa; Arthropoda; Insecta; Hymenoptera; Apidae
Product: cysteine-rich hydrophobic domain-containing protein 2
Exons: 4
Coding region: 236-733 (165 amino acids)
Source: RefSeq, a predicted model, not a curated record